AUGAAGAAAGUCAACUUUGUGUCUGCUGAGGAGAUGGAACCAGUCCAAGAAGGGGAGGAUACACAAUUUGCUGAGGUGUGCUACAUGAGCAAUGGGCAAGGAGGUUACAACAAAGGAUACUAUAAUUACAAGUCCAACCCUGCCAUGUCAUACCGCAACACUGAUGUUGCUAACCCUCAGGACCAAGUCUAUCCUCAACAACAAGCAGCUCGAUCGAGUCAAGCCACAACAUGGCCUGCACCUUCACAAGAGAAUGAGCUCAAGGCAAUGCUAAAGCAACUGCUUCAAGGGCAAGCUGAUGGUGUAGUGGACACAAGCAAGAAGCUAGCUGAAAUAACUCCAAGAUCGAGAAUCUCAACACAAGGGUUUACUCUCUGGAGAAUCAUGCUUCUUCUGUUGCUGCUGCUACAAAGCAAGGACAACUACCUGGCUCCUACUGAUGGCCUUCACACUUCACCAGUUGAGCUCGCACAACAAGCUCGAUCGAUCGAGUCGAACUCUAGCUCGAUCGAGUCCGACCUCUUCUCCCUCAAACCGUUUUGCUUGAUCCUUACCAACCAGUUGCCGCUUCCUCGUCUCGCCUACUUAGUCAAGGUCACAAGGAAGUGA
Messenger RNA from Microthlaspi erraticum, 609 nucleotides. The record is from the annotation of a GenBank genome assembly. Lineage: Eukaryota; Viridiplantae; Streptophyta; Magnoliopsida; Brassicales; Brassicaceae.